Messenger RNA from Aureobasidium musti, 1200 nucleotides. Lineage: Eukaryota; Fungi; Ascomycota; Dothideomycetes; Dothideales; Saccotheciaceae. The record is from the annotation of a GenBank genome assembly.
AUGCCGCGAACAUUACCAUGGCUCGCCAACCCAGCUCCUCCCGAUCGCACACCGCGUGCUAAAACCACAACAACAGUCAAACGCCGCAAAGUCGACGCAUCACCGUCCUCUUCCCNNCCUCCUCUAGAGGAAUUCAUCCGCACACCAAAGGAUGUCUCUCGUCGUGGACUGACUACAGUCCGCUCGCCCUCGACGUCUCCUCCGCCUGCGCCUCCAAAGCAAGAGUUUAUGCGACCGGGCUGGGAUGCGGAUGAUGGAUGGAGAAUGGUGACUGAUGAGUUCAUGGCAACUGCUCAGCUCUUCACUGCCCAUCUCGCACACGCGGAAUACAGGCGCCAAAAAGAGCUAGCCAGGAACAGAGAAAGAGCAUUGGGAGGUGCAGACGCGAUUGCCAGACCUGUGGUUGGACAGCUGAGCAAAGAUGGACAGAGGAAGAAGUUGCGAGAGUUACAAAGAGCUGGCGUUAAGGCUCUUAUGAAGGCAGAAGAGGAUGCAGAAGAGGCUGAUCCGUGGGAAGGAACACAACUUGCUGGUUUGAUGAUGAGUCCGCAGAAGAGGGAGAGGCUUCAGCCCACGAAGGUUGUUGGACGCAGCAGUACCAGAGCUGCUGCUGGUUUUGAUCGAGCACAACCUCUAGAUCUACGAGGAAGACCACUGCACCGCGAGAAGAGUCCGGAUGUUAAGAAGGAAGCCAAUCUUGAAGAAGACACGACAGAUGACGAUCUCGAUGCUCCCAAGCCGUCUAGAUCAUUGUCACGUCCAGCUCGACCAUCACAACAGCCUACAACUCCUACGCCAAUUCGUCCGAACAACAUCUUCAAGCAGUCCGCAAACCCUCGCACUGCAAACUCGAGUAACACCAAGCAGACAUCCCACAGGCAUUCAUCCUCUACAGCCUCCUCAGACCUCUACGACAGGUCCUCUCACAAGAAGUGCAAGAGCAUUGAUCGUGAGAUAUCUCGACCUGCACCAAAACGUACGACGCGCGAUCCUUCUCCACGCAUGAAACCGGAACUUUCUCAGCUAGCAGAGAUCAAGAUGGAGCCAGACUUUGGCUUCCCCUCUAUCCCACAACCUUCCCAAUCUGCAACGUCGGCAGUUGCAAGACGCAGAGAAGCUCGAUUGAAACGUGAGCGAGAAGAGAAGAAGAUCAAGACCGAGGAGCAGGAGGAGCAUGAGUUGCCCACGUUUCUCUUUUGA